GUUUACAAUUUUGACAUUUUGGAGGGAAAUUCGCAACUGCACGUGUGUCAGCAUGUUGAUGAAGACAAAUAUGUCUAUGGUUUAGUGUGAAGUUGACAAAGUGAAAAGGAUGCAUUCGACACACAUUACAAGUAAACACGUAUCUUCUAAAUGAACGUAACAUGUUAUUGAGAUAUUCGAAUCCACAACACCGGCCUGCAGUGCUGACUCAAGCGAUCAUAUAACUUAUAAGCUUAUAUGAUUAUUAUGACAUGAAACAAACCAGCUGUGAUAGUUAACAAGAGCAUGAUGCAGACACAGAGAGAACUGAGUAGUUUCCCGAUAGCUCCUGUCCACAAGACAAAACUGGCUGCAGCAGGAUUUAUCAUUGUCGAGGACUUGAAAGGCAUGAAGCCAUCAGAACUUAGCAAAGAAACUGGAAUUGGUAUGGAAGAAUCACUGGACAUUUUAAAGCUGGUGCUAGGAACAGAUGGGAAGGGAGACAACUCAGGUCAUGUGGACAAAUCAGCACUAGACAUUCUGAAGCAGGAGCAGUCCCUUCCCCAUAUUGUCACGUUCUCAGAACAGCUAGACAACAUGCUGGGGGGUGGGGUCCCCCUCUGUAAAAUCACUGAAUUCUGUGGUGCCCCAGGCACAGGCAAAACUCAAAUAUGUAUGCAGUUGGCUGUGGAUGCCCAGAUCCCCGAGUGUCUGGGAGGCCUAGAGGCGGAGGUCAUUUAUAUCGACACUGAGGGCAGCUUCAUUGUUGAGCGUCUGGUUGAUAUCGUCACUGCUACUGUGGAACACUGUAAAGAAAUUGCUGGAGGGGACCAAGAUUCUGGGGAGCUAGGAGACUUCACCCCGGAGAGAGUGUUGUCCCGGAUGCAUUACUACCGUUGUCAUGACUACAUAGAACUGCUGGCUACGAUUCACCUCUUACCUGACUUUAUCAAGCAACAUUCUAAAGUUCGUCUCGUGAUUGUAGAUAGUGUCGCCUUCCAUUUCCGCCACGACUUUGACGAUAUGUCCCUGAGGACACGCCUUCUUACCUCUACAGCUCAGAACCUCAUCAAGCUGGCAACCACUUUUGAACUUGCGGUUGUGCUGACCAAUCAGAUGACCACAAAGGUUCGAGCGGGUGAAUCGUCACAGCUUGUACCAGCCUUGGGGGAGAGUUGGGGUCACGCCAGUACUAUCAGAGUCAUUCUGUACUGGGAAGGACAGGAGCGAUAUGCCUGGCUGUACAAGUCACCGUCACACAGAGAAGCUAGGGUCCCGUACCAAGUCACGAUGGGAGGAAUCCGUGAUGUUGUCACAGAAGAUGAAAGUCACAAUGAUGAUACAGUUGAUACAGAUAAAAACCCAACGAAACGGCAAAGGGUAACAUGACAACAAGUUUAGUUCCUGUUCCUCCCAGUUGUCACGAGUAGGACCAAGGUAUAUGCUGUAUGACAAUCAGGAAGCAUGCUUUGGAAUAAAGCAGGCAACAAAUGAAAUUGCCUCACAGAGCAAUAGAACUGUAGUUGUUGCUACAGACGAAACUGUUUUCACAUCAGUGAGAUAACAUACCUUUGAUGAGGUGAUUUCUCACAAUAUUGUGCUCAACACUCGCGAGAAUUUAUGGAUGUAUGCUGCCUUAGUGACAAAAGAGUUCCACUCGUAAAUAAACCUUUAACCUAUUCACCCCUGAAGUCACAUUUGAACUGUUCCUAUUCAAAGGUUGGUAUAGUUCAUUAUGAUGGGGGUGAAUGAGUUAAAGGUAUCGUUUACAACUGGUAGUUUGGACUUUGUUGACUUGGUGACGUCAUUUAUCAAAAAACGUUCGUUGAAUAAAGGUCAUUUUAUGUGUUAAUUAAGAAUGCUUAAUUAUAUAGAAAAAAUGUGUUUGGGAACUAUUCUAGAGGGGGAGGAGCAGCAGGGAGGUAAUUGUAUUGUCCCCAGCACCAUAAUAUUAUUUUUUGCUAAGAUCUACUAUACAAAUUUAAUUUAUCAGUAUUUGUAAUGCGUGCCUCCCUUAGCACAUUGACAAUGAUAGUUACCGACAAGUGAGACAAACAAGAACUGAUUAGGGCUGUUCCAGAAUUAACCAUAGGGGAGGGUUGGAAGGCACUUUUUCAGAGACCCCACCACCCAUAAAAUCUUAAAAUUAAUUUAUUAUAAGAAAUGGUAAACCAGAUCUGAUUUUAACACCACCACCCAUAAGUUAAUAAUACAGGUGCCUCCCACCUCCCCAAUACAAUAAAUGAUGGAACAGCCCUUAGUGAAAAGAAGACAGGAUUAUGCUUUAAUAUAGGGAAUUCAUGUGGGGUUUUAACUAUAUAAAGAACACAGUAGAUGUUGUACAAGUAGAUCAAAAUUGUUAUAUCAUGACAUUAUUGUAUAAUAUAAAUAAUGAUAUUAACUGUAAAACUGAAUAUCUGAAAAUGUUUGCUGCUGAAUAUCUGAAAAUGUUUGCUGCUGAAUAUCUGAAAAUGUUUGCUGCUUAAGUGGGUUUUUUUGCCUUUUGGUGUAAUGCAAAUGAAGAUGUGAUUACAGUGAACAUAAAUUUACACUAUAUAUACAUAAAUAGCAUUUAAAUGUAAAGGGCAAUUUAAUCAGCAAAUGGCAGGACAUUGACCAGGCAAAAAUCUCCUAGUAUUUUUCCCCAUCAAAAUGUGGUCCAUGGGCAUUCCAUUACAUAUUUAGGCCUACUGUUAAUCAUCUGUGUAUAAUAACAGUACUGUUACUUGCAUAGAAAAUAUGUAUUUUCAGCCUUGUUGAGUUUGCUCUCUCAUUAAAUAGUGAAUUUCCCAUGUUCUAGUAUGUCAUUAUAUUAUUACAGGAUUAGUGCUGUAUACCGGGAAAAUUCUGCAGAAUUUUUCGCUGUUUUUUUUUGCGCUCCGUAAAGAAGGCAAAUUUCUAUUUAGAGUAAAUAUUAGUAAACAACAUAAUAAGCAUAGGAAUCAAAACUGAAACUUAUUUUACCAGGCAUAGGGUGAGAAUUUGACUGAAGCGAAAAUUUUCCCGGUACACAGUAACGUAUUGUACUUUGACAAUUUUAAGUACACAGUAUGUUGUGUGUUACUUUGUUUUUUGAAGAGUACUGUUA
Messenger RNA from Mizuhopecten yessoensis (Yesso scallop), 3067 nucleotides. Its product is annotated as DNA repair protein RAD51 homolog 3-like. Gene Ontology annotation, molecular function: crossover junction DNA endonuclease activity; ATP-dependent DNA damage sensor activity; ATP binding. The coding region runs from base 286 to 1368 and encodes 360 amino acids. Gene Ontology annotation, biological process: reciprocal meiotic recombination; meiotic DNA recombinase assembly; DNA repair. Gene Ontology annotation, cellular component: Rad51B-Rad51C-Rad51D-XRCC2 complex; Rad51C-XRCC3 complex; replication fork. The record is from RefSeq and is a predicted model, not a curated record. NCBI's taxonomy places the organism in Eukaryota, Metazoa, Mollusca, Bivalvia, Pectinida, Pectinidae. The transcript is spliced from 8 exons.